Messenger RNA from Ceratina calcarata, 2457 nucleotides. Its product is annotated as thyrotropin-releasing hormone receptor. The transcript is spliced from 3 exons. Bases 1261 to 2391 code for a protein of 376 amino acids. Gene Ontology annotation, molecular function: G protein-coupled receptor activity. Lineage: Eukaryota; Metazoa; Arthropoda; Insecta; Hymenoptera; Apidae. Gene Ontology annotation, cellular component: plasma membrane. Gene Ontology annotation, biological process: G protein-coupled receptor signaling pathway. The record is from RefSeq and is a predicted model, not a curated record.
AGAACCGAUGAAAAUAUUACGGCCUGCGUCUCGCGCCAAUACAACGCUCAAAGUAAUUCAAGCAUUGGGCUUCCUCGUAAACUGUAACAGUGCAAUCAAUGUUCAUUGCAUUCUUUUUAGCGGAAUAAAACAGUUACCAGUUCGAUUUUAAUUUUCGUAGAACGAUGUUUUUAAUUAAGGCAAAAAAUAAUUGAGGAAAUCGAAAUACUAUCGAAUUCGCGGAACAAAUCAUAUGAAACAGAAACAUGCGCAUACAAAUAAAAUCAAUUUCCAAUAAAACAAAUGAAUAUUCCGUUGAAAUAGAAAGAUUCGGAAUUCCUAGGCAUUUAAAUUUCUCAGGAAAAAAUCACCUGUAUUUCACAAUCAAUUAAUAAUAACAUUUUAGAGAACGGCAGUUGUCACAUGAGAAUUUCACAUAUAUUACAAAUCAUUUGAUUAAUUAGUUUGCAUAGCGUAUGUUACAUGUACUAUCUGAUUGAUAUUUUAAUUAAUCAGAUCACGUCCUAUUUACAUAUCUUACGAAAGUGAAUGCGUGAACAGGUUGAUAUUGUUUUAAUAAAAAUAUUAUAUACAAUUACGUAUCGUGCUUGUAGUGUGUUAUAUGAUACAUAAAUUGUCAUGAACGUUUUUUAAAAUGCCGUCGUGUAAGUAAAGAGAAUUCAUAUAAUCGGGUUGGUGCGCAGAAGCCAGAUUCAUCGGGCUUUAUCAGGAACCGUUGCCAAUGCACCACGCAGAAAUAGUCGAGCCGGCAUCCCGAUGUAUACUACACUUAACUUCCUCAUCCGUUAUCAUAAACAAUCUUUUUAAAAUAAACAACACCAUCAGGUUUCCGACCUCGAUAAUCAUGUCAGUAAUAAUGGGCGCAAAAAUGCAAACGAAAAUGAAAAAAAACCGCGCGCUUCUGUUAUAAACUAUCAGUCAACUAUUAGUGUACGCUUUCUGUGACUAAGUAAAUCCUGUGUACAAUUGAAAACUACUUUUAAAUUGUGAUUACAGUGAUAAAAAUUAAUUAGAGAGUUUCAAGAGUUUAACGAUCCCGGCGAGUUGCAUCUUUAUUAUAAAACUCAUUUGAGGAAGAAUUGAAUAACGGGUUUGAUAUGCACCACGUGGAACGUAUAAAUCGAGCGAAAAUGUAUUUGGACAUGCGGGACGUCAGUUGAUGGAAGACGAAAGGAUAAAAAUAUUUUGAAACGGCCAUCGCGUCAUCGCGGAUGCAUCCCGGAUCGAUCAGCCCCUUGUUUAAAAUCAUCCGUCGCGAAAAUGAUCCACACGCAAAGAGACCUCGUGGAGCUCGACUUAACGGAGACCGUGUUACGCACCGUCCAAUUAUAUUACACCCCUAUACUGGUCUACUUCGGUUCUCUGGGGAACUGCGUGUCGGUGGUCGUAUUUUUCGGCACGAAACUUUGCCAGUACUCAUCGAGCGUGUACCUCGGCGCGUUGGCGAUAAGCGAUACCGGGUUUCUGGUAUCGGUAUUCGUAGUUUGGCUGAAUCUGGUGGGAGUCGGUCUGUUCAAUCAGCCGGGCUUCUGUCAAUUCUUCAUCUACCUGACGACUCUUUGCAGUUUCACGAGCGUUUGGCUCGUUGUCGCAUUCACCAUUGAAAGAUUCAUUGCUGUCGAGUAUCCCUUGUAUCGUCAAUCGAUAUGUACCGUGGCCAGGGCAAAAAUAACGGUCGCUAUACUGACUGUAAUGGGAGUUGUUUUGUGCAGCCCGGUGUUAUGGGUCUCAGCACCGCGGCUGCAAUAUAAUGGGAAAGGUAACGUGACCGAAUGCCACUUGGCGGAGGGAUUCGAGUCCUGGGCUACUAUUUACAACGUGAUUGACACGGUGCUAACGUUCGCGAUACCGUUUACGAUUAUCAUUACUCUGAACGUACUGAUCGCGCGAGCUAUCUAUAGACAUGUAAAAAUUAGACGAUCUCUGACGAACGAACCGCGCGCGAAAGACAGGCCGGGCUUCCGGUACAGUUUACAAACGAAGAUCACCAAGAUGCUGCUCGUCGUCUCUACUGUCUUUCUUUGUUUCAAUCUACCCGCUUACGUUCUAAGGAUUCACGCGUUUCUGCAUUUUCAGGAGAACCAGAUCGCGAGCCGGUCGUUGGAGAUGGCGCAACAAGUUUGCAAUUUGUUAUUCAAUACGAACUUUGGUAUAAAUUUCAUUUUAUAUUGCGCAACGGGGCAAAAUUUUCGAAACACCAUACGCUCGAUAUUCUUCAAGUCGCAUUGCAGAAAAAGAAUAAAUGCGGUAGACGCAUCGAAUCAAGGAAUGCAGAGUGGAACAAAACGGCAAGAGGAGACUACGCUUCCAGAGCCAUGGAAACAGCUUCAUCAGUUGGACGCUGAAGAUGAAGAUAUCUUUCGACAAAAGCCUAAAGAGGAAACGUUGUAAACUUACUGGUUUCCAGUUCAGUAGCUGGGAGCGGGCCGACGUUUCCGAAGAAUCGUUGGUCCAACA